Messenger RNA from Zychaea mexicana, 1440 nucleotides. RefSeq lists its product as uncharacterized. The transcript is spliced from 4 exons. Lineage: Eukaryota; Fungi; Mucoromycota; Mucoromycetes; Mucorales; Lichtheimiaceae. Gene Ontology annotation, cellular component: mitochondrion. Bases 101 to 1195 code for a protein of 364 amino acids. The record is from RefSeq and is a predicted model, not a curated record.
GCUUAAACCAUAUUGCGCUGUCUUUGAACGAAAUGCGGCAACUUGGUAACUUUUAAGCGCACAGCACAAUUCGCUCUCCCCCACAUAGAUAACAUAUUUCAUGCUUCGCACUACAACAACCUCGAUCGCUGCUAUUGCUAAUACCGCACGACGAAGAAUUCAGAUUUCAAGACCCAACUUGAGUUCCAUUCGCUUCAUUGGCUCGGAUGAAUCCACUCGGCCGUUUCCUUCCCCCUAUCCUACGCGACCCACGCAAAUUGCCAAGCCGGAAACCGACGGCCAAGAGCAACAACAACAACAACAACAGCAGCAGCAGCAGCAGCAAGAAGAAGAAACACAACGACAACAAAUAAAAAAACUCCCAGUCCCAAUGUCAACCUCAGAACAAGCAGCCCAUACCGAUCAUAGUGCCACCACUACGGCUAGCAAAGACGAUUCUAAUCAGUACAGUAACCUUAUGAACAACAGCAAUGAUACCAUUUUCGAAAACCAUUCCCUUAUCCAUGACCCUAAUGACUUUAUCGGCUCGACACCGUUUCAGCCACAACACCACUUUGAUACCUACAAACUAUUACUCGCAUUAGAACGACAAGGCUUUAGUCGCACACAAGCAGAGGUUGUUAUGAAAGGCAUCAAGUUCAAACUGCGCGAAAGCUCGGCAUUCAUACGGAGGCGUCUGCUAUUCAGAUCAGAUCUGGACAAUGAGACGUAUCUGUUUAAGGCAGGAUUAUCAGAACUACGAACAGAAGUGCAGACUAUGCGGCGAAGUGAUACACAGAUGCUACAAGCGGACAUGGCUACAGUGACACGCGAAGUGGAAGCUCUGGGUCAACGGUUACGGGAAGAUGUUGCUCUGAUGCGGAACGAAGUGACACUGGAUUUGAACAACCGAAAGAACGAAGGUCGGGAGGAACUGAAGGCCAUUGAUAUGCGGAUUCAGGAAAUUAAUAACAAGAUCACCGUGUCGCUGGGUGAAGUACGGACAGGCAUUGAAGCGGUUCGAUGGGAGACGAUCUGGAAAGGAAUGACGGGCGUUGCCGUAGCAGCCAUGGGGAUCGCUGGUGUAGGAUAUCUGCUGACGCGCUAUGCGGCGCGUAAAGCAGAAGCAAUCCGUGUACAAAAACAACGGCAGCUCAAACAGUUGCAGGAAGAUGCUCGGAUUGCCGGGGCGGCGGAUAUGGAAGUUGUCUAUUAAAGGCAUGGAAUAAUAGUAAUAAGACUUUGUACAUGUAAUGGAUGCAAUAGAUGCAAUGCUUAAAAUGCGUGGAUGGCUGCGGUAUGUUGUGGCAAACACACACACUGAGAAGGAAAGAGAUAGCAUGCCCUUUUUUGAGCUGUGCUUUUUAAGGGGAAAAGGAGUUAACAAAGAGAAGAUCCUGCUAACCAGAGGGUCAUGUGCUACCUUCCUUUGUUGCGCGCGUGUGUGUGUGUGGUGUGGUG